Closterium sp. Naga37s-1 is the source of this 1056-nucleotide messenger RNA. NCBI's taxonomy places the organism in Eukaryota, Viridiplantae, Streptophyta, Zygnematophyceae, Desmidiales, Closteriaceae. The record is from the annotation of a GenBank genome assembly.
AUGUCGCCCCCGCCGAGCCCCGCGCAGCAGCCCUCUGCCCAGCAGAGCUUUCUGACCAAGAAGAUGGUCAUGGGGGGCAGCGUGGUGCUUUGGAUCGCUUUAAGCUUCUCCGUUAUCAUCUUCAACAAGUACAUUCUCGACAGCCGACUGCUCAACUGGCCCUUCCCCAUCAGCCUGACGAUGGUGCACAUGGCCUUCUGCUCGUCGCUCGCCUUCCUGCUCGUCAACGUCUUCCGCGUUGUGCAGCCGCUGCCCGGCGGGCUCAAGCCCGACAUCUACUUGACGAGCGUGGUGCCCAUCGGCGCGCUGUACGCGCUGAGCCUGUGGUUCUCCAACUCGGCGUACAUGUACCUGUCCGUGUCCUUCAUCCAGAUGCUCAAGGCGCUCAUGCCCGUCGCCGUCUACCUGCUCGGCGUCGCCUUCCGCAAGGACGCCUUCCGCGCCGCCACCUUCGCCAACAUGAUUCUCAUCGCGAUCGGCGUCGCCGUCAGCGCGUGGAGCGAGGCCAACUUCAACGCCACGGGCGUGCUGCUGCAGCUCGCCGCUGUCGCGUUCGAGGCGACGCGCCUCGUGCUCAUCCAGAUGCUGCUGACGGCCAAGGGCAUCUCGCUCAACCCCAUCACGAGCCUCUACUACAUCUCGCCCGUCUGCCUGCUCUUCCUCUCCGUGCCCUGGUUCCUCGUCGAGUUCCCCACGCUCGUCCCCGCCAUGGCGGCCGGCGCGCACCCCAGCGUGCUCGUGUUCGGCGCCAACUGCGUGUGCGCGUUCGCGCUGAACCUGGCGGUGUUCCUGCUGAUCGGCAAGACGUCGGCGCUGACGAUGAACGUGGCGGGGAUCAUCAAGGACUGGCUGCUCAUCGCCUUCUCCUGGUCCGUCAUUGCCGAUCAAAUCACCACCCUCAACCUCCUCGGCUACCUCCUCGCCUUCGCCGGCGUCUGCUGGUACAACCGCGUCAAGAUGCAGGAGAUGAACGCCAAGGAAGCAGCCAGGAAGCAGGCGCAACAAGCGGACGAGGAGACAGGCUUGCUUGAGGCGCCCAGAGAAGCUCAAAAGUAG